ACUCAUUCGACUCUACCCAGAAUGCACCUCUCGCGUCCGGUCUAAGCACAACACAUCGCCAUUUUCCGCGAUCGGGCGCUUCUCCGUGCAGUAACUAGGUCACAAGAUUUACAGAAAAACACUCGAAGCGAUCUUCACCAAAGUCACCGAUUCCAGCGCGUCGAUCUCUCCGCGGCCACCGCCUCGACCGAGAGCCAAUGAUCGUGUCCGGUCGCGCUCGGGUGCAGUAUCGGAGCGCGGGCCCGGGCUGAUGCGACACCGACCCUCACCGAACCAACACUAGACAACACGACACAGGAUGAAACGAGGCCAGAAGAGAGGCGAUCAAGCGGAGGAGGGAGGCGGGUCGGUGUCGGGGCCGGGCCCCGGGGCCCCCGAGGUCCGCAAGAGGCUCCGGCGGGGCGAUUCAGAGGAGCGGCUUGAUGAGGACGGGCAGGUGGACUGGCGGCAGCUGCCGGAGGAGAUCCUGCUGCAGAUCUUCCAGUACCUGCCGCUGCUGGACCGGGCCUUCGCCUCGCAGGUGUGCCGCGGCUGGAACCAGGCCUUCCACAUGCCGGAGCUCUGGAGGUGCUUCGAGUUCGAGCUCAACCAGCCGGCCAGCUCCUACCUGAAGGCCACGCACCCCGACCUCAUCAAACAGAUCAUCAAACGCCACUCCAACCACCUGCAGUACGUCAGCUUCAAGGUGGACAGCAGCACUGAAUCCGCAGAAGCAGCGUGUGACAUCCUCUCUCAGCUGGUCAACUGCUCUCUGAAGACCCUCGGGCUCAUUUCCACCGCAAGACCCUCCUUCAUGGAGCUGCCCAAAUCUCAUUUCAUCUCGGCGUUGACGGUGGUGUUCGUGAACUCUAAAUCUCUGUCCUCUCUGAAGAUCGAUGACACUCCCGUGGACGAUCCGUCCCUCAAAGUGCUGGUGGCCAAUAACAGCGACACGCUGAAGCUGCUGAAGAUGAGCAGCUGUCCACACGUGUCUCCCGCAGGUAUCCUGUGCGUGGCGGAUCAGUGUCACGGUCUGCGCGAGCUGGCGCUAAACUACCACCUGUUGAGCGACGAGCUGCUGCUGGCGCUGUCGUCCGAGCGGCACGUUCACCUGGAGCACCUGCGCAUCGACGUGGUGAGCGAGAACCCGGGCCAGCAGUUCCACUCCAUCAAGAAGAGCAGCUGGGACGCCAUGGUGCGCCACUCGCCCAAGUUCAACCUGGUCAUGUACUUCUUCCUGUACGAGGACGAGUUCGGGCCCUUCUUCCGCGACGAGGUGCCCGUCACGCACCUGUACUUCGGCCGCUCGGUCAGUAAGGAGGUCCUGGGCCGUGUGGGGCUGACGUGCCCGCGGCUGGUGGAGCUGGUGGUGUGCGCCAACGGCCUGCGACCCCUGGACGAGGAGCUGAUCCGCAUCGCCGACCGCUGCAAGCAGCUGUCGGCCAUCGGCCUGGGCGAGUGCGUUUCCUGCAGCGCCUUCGUGGAGUUCGUGAAGAUGUGCGGCGGCCGGCUCUCGCAGCUGUCCAUCAUGGAGGAGGUUCUGAUGCCGGACAACAAGUACGGGCUGGACGACAUCCACUGGGAAGUGUCCAAACACCUGGGCCGCGUCUGGUUCCCCGACAUGAUGCCCACCUGGUAGACCGGAGCGACAGUUAUGCCCCAUGAUUCCCCGCUCACAGACUGAAGACGUUUUUGUGGAUUUUCUAGUUUCGGAACGGAAGCCUGUGUUUGGAUCCGGGAUACUCUCGCUCAUCAUGUUUGUCUGUAAAUGUACGUGUGGUUUUGACUCUCAGUGUCGGUUAAUAGUGGAUGAAGGCGGGACGAGUGACGUCGGAGCGAUCCGUGAUCUUCAAGCACCUUUCCCAGAUGAAGUUUCAGCUCGCCGGUUCUGAUCAUGUGUUUUGCUUCUUCGAUGACUUCAGAAGAGACACUGCUGACCGUUUAAUGAUGAAGACGUUUAAUCUGAAUCUAGUGUUUGACCUGCUCAUUUCAUCAAGGGUUGAUCAGUCCAGUUUUUCAGAAAGAAGCCUGACGUUUCCUGAUUUUAGUGUUCUGCUGCCAGACGACGAUGAUGAUGAUGAUGAUGAUGAUGAGCUCUUGUGUUCUGUAGUUUUCAUCGCAGGCGCUGGAGGAGUUCAGCGUCGGACGGACGGAUGUGAUCGCGUCGCUCAUCUGUUAGCGCAGCUUCAUUAGUUCUCAAGCAAUACUUACAGAAACACUUGAGCUGACGGGGACACAGAUUCAGAUCAUUUCCUCCUGCACUUUAUAUAGAAAUGUAUUUUAGAAAUGUACAUAUGAGAUUAUCGGUUGUCAAUAUUUCUCCUGAUGAUGAUGAGGAUUAAUAUUAUAUUAUUUUCUUUGCAUUAAAUGAAUAGUGAUAUAAGCUUUUCAUGUUGUUCUUUCAGACGUUUAAUUGCUUUAUUGUUUUUAUGUGUAUGAAUACAUAGAACUUUAUCCAUAAAAGAGACAAACCAACGUGGUGUACAUGUUUUUGUUGUUGUUUUGGAAUAAAUUUGUGAAUGUAAA
Megalobrama amblycephala (Wuchang bream) is the source of this 2505-nucleotide messenger RNA. It is a transcript of the gene fbxl3b, whose product is annotated as F-box and leucine-rich repeat protein 3b. The record is from RefSeq and is a predicted model, not a curated record. Gene Ontology annotation, cellular component: cytosol; SCF ubiquitin ligase complex; nucleus. Gene Ontology annotation, molecular function: protein binding. Gene Ontology annotation, biological process: regulation of cell cycle; G2/M transition of mitotic cell cycle; entrainment of circadian clock by photoperiod. Lineage: Eukaryota; Metazoa; Chordata; Actinopteri; Cypriniformes; Xenocyprididae.